Molecule: messenger RNA, 3799 nt
Organism: Pogoniulus pusillus (Red-fronted tinkerbird)
Lineage: Eukaryota; Metazoa; Chordata; Aves; Piciformes; Lybiidae
Gene: CTNNA1
Product: catenin alpha 1
Exons: 18
Coding region: 134-2851 (905 amino acids)
Biological process (GO): cell-cell adhesion; cell migration
Cellular component (GO): catenin complex; actin cytoskeleton; adherens junction
Molecular function (GO): structural molecule activity; actin filament binding; beta-catenin binding
Source: RefSeq, a predicted model, not a curated record
GGCAGGGCGGGGGAGGCGCCCGGAAGAGCCGAUUCGCUCCGCGGGACGGGAGCGGCGUCGGGAGCGAGAGAGAGACAAAGCGGCCGGGGCGAGGCGGGCGGCCGGCGGCGCGGUGAUCCUGCAGCCUCCCGAAAUGACUGCUGUAACUGCAGGCAACGUGAACUUCAAAUGGGACCCCAAAAGCUUGGAGAUCAGAACGCUGGCGGUUGAAAGGCUGCUCGAGCCUCUUGUUACACAGGUAACAACGCUGGUGAACACUAGCAACAAGGGCCCCUCUAACAAAAAACGAGGGCGUUCCAAAAAGGCUCAUGUUUUGGCUGCUUCAGUUGAACAAGCAACAGAGAAUUUCCUGGAGAAAGGAGACAAAAUAGCAAAGGAGAGCCAGUUCUUGAAGGAGGAGCUGGUGGCGGCCGUGGAGGAUGUCCGCAAGCAAGGUGACCUGAUGAAGAGCGCCUCGGGGGAGUUUGCCGACGACCCCUGCUCCUCGGUGAAGCGCGGCACCAUGGUGCGCGCCGCCCGCGCCCUGCUCUCGGCCGUCACACGCCUGCUGAUCCUGGCCGACAUGGCAGACGUCUACAAGCUGCUCGUCCAGCUCAAAGUGGUGGAAGAAGGUAUCCUGAAACUGAGGAAUGCUGGCACAGAGCAGGAUUUGGGGAUCCAGUACAAAGCCCUCAAACCAGAAGUGGACAAGCUUAACAUCAUGGCAGCCAAAAGACAACAGGAAUUGAAAGAUGUGGGUCACCGUGAUCAGAUGGCAGCAGCCAGAGGAAUCCUGCAGAAGAAUGUCCCCAUUCUCUACACAGCAUCCCAGGCCUGUCUGCAGCACCCUGAUGUAGCUGCUUACAAAGCCAACAGGGACCUGAUCUACAAACAGCUCCAGCAGGCAGUCACAGGCAUCUCCAACGCGGCGCAAGCCACCGCAUCCGAUGAUGCUGCCCAGCAGCAGGGUGGAGGUGGAGAGCUGGCUUAUGCUCUGAACAACUUUGAUAAGCAAAUCAUCGUGGACCCCUCCACCUUCAGCGAGGAGCGCUUUCGGCCUUCCCUGGAGGAGCGGCUGGAGAGCAUCAUCAGCGGGGCGGCGCUGAUGGCCGACUCGUCCUGCACGCGCGACGACCGGCGGGAGCGCAUCGUGGCCGAGUGCAACGCCGUGCGGCAGGCCCUGCAGGACCUGCUCUCCGAGUACAUGGGCAACGCUGGGCGCAAAGAAAGAAGCGAUGCCCUGAACUCUGCCAUCGAUAAGAUGACCAAAAAGACCAGAGACUUGCGCAGACAGCUCCGCAAAGCUGUAAUGGACCAUGUGUCAGACUCCUUUCUGGAAACAAAUGUUCCACUUUUGGUAUUGAUUGAAGCUGCCAAGAACGGGAAUGAGAAAGAAGUGAAGGAAUAUGCCCAGGUUUUCCGCGAGCAUGCCAACAAACUGAUCGAGGUGGCCAACUUAGCCUGCUCCAUCUCCAACAACGAGGAAGGAGUGAAAUUGGUUCGCAUGUCAGCCAGCCAGCUCGAAGCCCUGUGCCCACAGGUCAUCAACGCUGCCCUGGCUCUGGCUGCUAAGCCCCAAAGCAAGCUGGCCCAAGAGAACAUGGAUCUCUUCAAGGAGCAGUGGGAGAAGCAAGUGCGAGUGCUGACGGAUGCUGUGGAUGACAUCACCUCCAUUGAUGACUUCCUGGCCGUGUCAGAGAAUCACAUCCUAGAAGACGUGAACAAAUGUGUCAUCGCUCUGCAAGAGAAGGACGUGGACGGCCUGGACCGCACCGCCGGCGCCAUUCGGGGGCGUGCUGCCAGAGUCAUCCAUGUGGUCACCUCUGAAAUGGACAACUACGAGCCUGGGGUCUACACAGAGAAGGUCCUGGAAGCCACCAAGCUGCUCUCCGACACAGUUAUGCCGAGGUUUACUGAGCAGGUAGAAGCUGCUGUGGAAGCCCUGAGCUCAGACCCUGCUCAGCCGAUGGACGAGAACGAAUUCAUCGACGCUUCGCGCCUGGUGUACGACGGCAUUCGGGACAUCAGGAAAGCCGUGCUGAUGAUCCGGACUCCUGAAGAGUUGGAUGAUUCUGACUUUGAGACCGAGGACUUCGACGUCCGCAGCAGAACGAGCAUCCAGACCGAGGACGAUCAGCUCAUCGCUGGACAAAGUGCCAGGGCUAUCAUGGCUCAGCUCCCUCAAGAGCAAAAAGCUAAGAUUGCUGAGCAAGUGGCCAGCUUCCAGGAAGAGAAGAGCAAACUGGAUGCUGAAGUAUCCAAGUGGGAUGACAGCGGGAACGACAUCAUCGUCCUGGCGAAGCAGAUGUGUAUGAUUAUGAUGGAAAUGACAGACUUCACCAGAGGUAAAGGUCCACUGAAGAAUACAUCAGAUGUGAUUAGUGCAGCCAAGAAGAUUGCAGAGGCUGGGUCAAGGAUGGACAAGCUGGGACGGACUAUUGCUGACCAUUGCCCGGACUCGGCGUGCAAGCAGGACCUGCUGGCCUACCUGCAGCGCAUCGCCCUCUACUGCCACCAGCUCAACAUCUGCAGCAAGGUCAAGGCCGAAGUGCAGAACCUGGGAGGGGAGCUGGUCGUGUCUGGGGUGGACAGUGCCAUGUCUCUGAUCCAAGCGGCCAAGAACCUGAUGAACGCGGUGGUGCAAACCGUGAAGGCUUCCUACGUGGCCUCCACCAAGUACCAGAAGUCCCAGGGCAUGGCCUCCCUCAACCUCCCUGCCGUCUCCUGGAAGAUGAAGGCACCAGAGAAGAAACCCCUGGUGAAGAGGGAGAAACAGGAUGAGACCCAAACCAAAAUCAAGAGAGCAUCCCAGAAGAAACACGUCAACCCCGUGCAGGCUCUCAGCGAGUUCAAGGCGAUGGAGAGCAUCUAAAAGGGGGGAGGGGAGGGGGGCUGUGACCUGCUUCUUUUUGUCCCUCCCCCACCACUGCUACUCCCUGAACUCUACUUUGAAUAGUCCAUGGAUUUUUUUUUCCCCAGCUCCAAAUGUAUUUACUUAAUAUAAUUUUGAUACCCUUGUUUAGAUCCCCCCCCACUCCCACCCCCCCCGGGGCAAGCUCCAUCCUUUCUAAGUCCUGUUGCUCACUGUAGCCUUCAGCCUGCAGCAGUGUGAGUUAAUUUAGGUGCUUUUAGAUUUCGAGGGUGCAGCUUUAGCUGAAGCUGGGAGUUGCUUUGGUUUGGGUUUUGGUUGAGGUUUUUUUUUGGGGGGGGGUUAUAAUCUUGCUUUAAAUCAACUAUUCUAAUAACCAAAGAAGGUUUGACAGCAAACACUAACAGGUUAACGCUAACAGGUGACUCUCUGCUGCUCACAGACAGCAGAUGUUGGUUGUGAGCCAGAGGGGAGUAGAUGAUCUUUAACAGGAAAGGAUACGAAAUGGUUAAGUCUUGUCUGCACCGUGGGGUGCGGAGGGAACGAGCUCUGGAGGCUCGGCAAAACACCUCGGGUGCUAGCACAGCUGGAAAACACCUGGACAAACCCUGGGCUGGCAAACACCUCGGGUGCUAGCACAGCUGGAAAACACCUGGACAAACCCUGGGCUGGGCUUGGGGAUGUCCUGAGCGCUGAGUCGCUUCCGUGCCGCUGCUUCUCCUCAGCUGCCUUGGGGCUGGGCUGGUUGUGACUCUGGGGAGGUGGAGGAUGGGUUUGUGCUCAGCUUGGGGGAGAGCAGCCCGGAACAAACCCAGCUCUCGGCAGGCAAGCCCGGAGGCGGCCGAUCGCUUUCCGUGUGACGCCGGAGGGGAGGGCGGGGGGGGUUAAUGCCUGGUUCCAAAUGACUAAUGUAUUUUUGCUGCGGGACACUAAUAAAAGUUGCUUUUACCA